AUGAAUGUUAUUCAUUUUUAUAUAAUGCUAUUGCCUAUUCAAUGGUUUAAGGAUAGAGUAACAGAGAUUGAACAUGUUAAAGAGCCAUUUUUAACAUCAAAUUAUAAUACUAAAUUAAUUUCGGCUACAUAUUAA
Messenger RNA from Cetraspora pellucida, 135 nucleotides. NCBI's taxonomy places the organism in Eukaryota, Fungi, Glomeromycota, Glomeromycetes, Diversisporales, Gigasporaceae. The record is from the annotation of a GenBank genome assembly.